GGAGCGGGUUGUUCUAGACGGGAGUGGAGUACCAGCGCAGCUGCCUUUCUGUAGCUGGGCAUCACGGUGAUCCGGUAAUACAGCUGUUUUUCCUCUUUCGGCCAACAUCCAGCAAAUGGUCCAGUUCUGCAUCUCAGCAGGGCAUGAAAGCUGAAUUUAGUUUCAAUUACAUUUUGGACUGAAAGGGGGGUGGGUGGGGGGCUGGGGUAAAGGAGAGAGUUUUUUUUCCCCAGGAUAUUAUUUGGAGCUAUGCCAGUUCCAGACCAGCCUUCUGCCUCUGAAAAGACCACCAUGCUAAGCCCUGUACUUAAUGCCUCCAAUGGGGAUGGGUCUGAGACUGAGACAACUUCUGCAAUCCUGGCUUCUGUUAAAGAACAGGAGCUACAAUUUGAGAGAUUGACUCGAGAAUUAGAGGCCGAACGACAGAUUGUUGCCAGCCAAUUGGAGCGAUGCAAGCUUGGAUCUGAGACUGGCAGCAUGAGCAGCAUUAGUUCAACAGAAGAGCCAUUUCGAUGGAACACCCAAGAUGGUCAGAAGGAUAUUGAGGAUGAGCUCACUACUGGCCUGGAGCUAGUGGACUCCUGCAUAAGGUCCCUCCAAGAGUCGGGGAUACUUGACCCUCAGGACUAUUCUUCUAGUGAAAGACCGAGUCUCCUUUCCCAGAGUGCAAUGCAACUCAAUUCCAAUCCAGAAGGGUCUUUCCAGUACACAGCCAGCUAUCAUAGUAACCAGACCCUUGCCCUGAGCGAUUCAUCAGCAUCGCAGUUCCCUACACGCAGUGGUCAAGUUGGAGGUGCAGUUCAGAGCUACAACCAGGUCACAUCCAGUCGUGCAGCCCAUUUAGCUGGAUCUGAUCCUUCUCAGUCCCAGUCGAGAGAGUCCUUUGUGCCAAGCCAUGGGAGUGCCUUCCACUUGCCUGACUCUCAGCAUACCUCCACUUACUACUCCAGCUCCACCCUGCCAGCACAGCGUGUGAGCUCUCCGCUGUCCAUGCAUCAGGUAGGAUCUAACAAGCUUCAGCGUGUGGGCUCGACCUCAGAGAACUCUGGCUACUGCACCACCCAGCGGGUCUCGUCUCCCAAGCAGUCCCCGAGCCGACUGGCCAAGUCCUACAGCACCAGCUCUCCCAUUAACCUUGUGGUGUCUUCAUCUGGGCUCUCCUCCUCUCCCAUCCGGGUCGCCUCACCACCAGGUGUCCAGGCCGGCCUGUCCUGUUCCUCGCCAAUUCACCAGAUCAGCUCCACAGUGGGCAAUUACGCCACGCUGUCCCCAACGAAGCGGCUGUUGCACACCUCUGAUCAGUACAAGCACUCCCAUGACCUGUAUGCCACUGCCACGCUGCAGAGACCUGGCAGUCUAGCAGGAUCCCGGGGGUCAUAUAGCAGCCAGCAUAGCCACCUGGGCUCUGAGCUUCGCACUCUGCAGUCGCCAGAGCAUCAUAUUGACCCCAUCUAUGAGGACAGAGUCUACCAGAAGCCCCCUAUGAGGAGUCUCAGUCAAAGUCAAGGGGAUCCGCUGCAGCCCGGGCACACUGGCACUUAUCGCACCAGUACAGACCUAGUAAACCAGUUCUGUGAACAAGUCCUGAAUGUUCUGCUUUGUCCCUACUUUCCUGUCGUAGCCCCAUCUUCCCCUGGUGUUGACUCCGUACCCUUGCAGCGCACAGGCAGCCAGCAAGGUCCCCAGAACGCCAUGGGCACUUAUCAGAGAGCCAGCUAUGCAGCAGGCCCGGCCUCCAAUUACGCAGACCCUUACCGCACUCUUCAGUACUGUCCUUCUGUGGAUUCACCAUACAGCAAAUCUGGGCCAGCCAUCCCACCGGAGGGGACCUUGGCAAGGUCACCUUCCAUUGACAGCAUUCAAAAGGAUCCCAGGUACAGCCGUGAAUUCCUUGUCUGGAAUCAAAAUCAAGCCGAGCAAAGAAUCACAAAGGAGUUUGGAUGGCGAGACCCAGAGCUUCCUGAAGUUAUCCAGAUGCUGCAGCAUCAGUUUCCAUCGGUGCAGUCUAACGCUGCAGCCUACUUACAGCAUCUCUGCUUCGGAGACAACAACAUUAAAUCAGAGAUAAGGAGACAAGGUGGCGUCCAGCUUCUGGUGGAUCUCCUUGAUCAUCGAAUGUCAGAGGUGCACAGAAGUGCUUGUGGAGCGUUGAGAAACCUGGUGUAUGGAAAGGCAAAUGAUGACAACAAGAUUGCCUUGAAAAACUGUGGGGGGAUCCCUGCACUGGUCCGGCUGCUGCGCAAGACCUCAGAUCUGGAGAUAAGAGAGUUGGUCACAGGGGUACUCUGGAACUUAUCCUCAUGUGAUGCACUGAAGAUGCCAAUCAUCCAGGAUGCCCUUGUUGUACUGACAAAUGCUGUGAUAAUCCCCCACUCUGGCUGGGACACCACUCCACACCAGGAGGAUCGCAAACUGCAGCUCCAUUCAUCACAGGUGCUGCGCAACGCCACAGGGUGCUUGAGGAACGUCAGUUCUGCAGGAGAAGAGGCACGCAGGAGAAUGAGGGAGUGUGAUGGACUCACUGAUGCAUUGCUAUACGUGAUUCAGUCUGCUCUUGGGAGCAGCGAGAUUGAUAGCAAGACCAUUGAAAACUGUGUCUGUAUCUUGAGGAACCUCUCAUAUCGGCUAGCUGCGGAAACAUCUCAGGGACAGCAGAUGGGGACGGAUGAGCUUGAUGGAUUGCUUUGUGGGGAUGCCAAUGGCAAGGACACUGAGAGCUCGGGCUGCUGGGGAAAGAAGAAGAAGAAGAAGAAGUCCCAAGAUCAGUGGGACGGUGUUCUCCCAGAGUCUGCGGACCCUCCAAAAGGGAUCCAGAUGUUGUGGCACCCUUCAAUAGUCAAACCCUACCUCACUCUUUUGUCAGAGUGCUCCAAUCCUGACACAUUGGAAGGGGCAGCAGGAGCUUUACAGAAUCUGGCAGCAGGAAGCUGGAAGUGGUCUGUGUAUAUCAGAGCAGCGGUCCGAAAGGAGAAAGGUCUGCCUAUCCUGGUAGAGUUGCUACGAAUAGACAAUGAUCGGGUGGUGUGUGCAGUUGCUACAGCUCUAAGAAAUAUGGCCUUAGAUGUGCGAAAUAAAGAACUUAUAGGCAAGUACGCUAUGCGUGACCUGGUCCAUCGUCUACCUGGAGGAAACAACAGCAGCGGCAACAGCACAGCCAACAAGACCAUGUCGGACGACACCGUAACUGCCAUCUGCUGUGCUCUGCAUGAGGUCAUAACUAAAAACAUGGAAAACGCCAAGGCCUUACGAGAUGCAGGUGGAAUUGAGAAGCUAAUCGGCAUUGCAAGAAGCAAAGGAGACAAGCACUCACCAAAGGUGGUGAAAGCAGCAUCUCAGGUCCUCAGCAGCAUGUGGCAAUACAGGGAUCUGCGUAGCCUCUACAAGAAGGAUGGAUAUUCACAAUAUCAUUUUGUUGGCUCUUCUUCUACAAUAGAGAGGGACAGGCAGAGACCAUACUCCUCCUCCCGCACACCUUCUAUCUCCCCAGUCAGAACAUCUCCCAACAAUCGUUCAGCAAGUGCCCCAGCCUCCCCUCGAGAGAUGAUCAGCCUCAAGGAAAGGAAGACAGACUACGAGUCGACUGGAACAAAUGCAAGUUACCAUGGUAACAAAGGAGAGCACACUUCCAGGAAAGACACCAUGGCAGUUCAAGUCUCAAGUGGAACAUCAACAUUGUUCCGGAAUUCUUAUGUUAACCCAAGUGAAGAAAUCAAACACAACCAGCCUCUCCCUCAAGACAGCGCCAGGAAAGACUAUGAGACAUAUCCGCCGUUUCAGAACUCCACCAGAAACUACGAAGACUCAUUCUUUGAGGAUCAAGUGCAUCACCGCCCUCCGCCCGCCACUGACUACAGUAUGCAUCUGGGACUGAAGUCAACCGGCAACUAUGUGGACUUCUAUUCAGCUGCUCGUCCCUACAGCGAACUAAACUAUGAAACGAGCCACUAUCCAGCCUCUCCAGACUCCUGGGUUUAGGACACACGUCCGCAAGCAAAAGACCACAGGAGGACCGUGCAUGUGCAUGCAUACCACAAGACAUUUUUCUGCAAGUUUAGUUUGUCAAAGCUUGAUCCAUAGAAAGGCUCCUUUUAACAAAUCUGAGGAGAUGAAAAAGGAAGAUAUAGUGGGUAAACCGUAAAGAAAAAAAGAAUAAAUGAAAGAUGACAGAGGGUGCUAAUUUAGUGGGAAGUGAAAACCUUGACCUUUGAGUCAAGACAUAAAUAUUGUUGUGGGUAGCUAGAAUGUUGAAGAUGGCAAGAGAGUAAACAGAUGGGACUCUAGAAAGAUAAGUAUGUCAAGCACAAGAAAAUGAACUGUUUACACAAGCUAUGGGGACGGCUUUUCACAUUUUGUUGGUUAUCUUUACUUCAUUGUGAAUCAACGCUUCAACUUGCAUUUUGAAGUUUCUUGUGUUCGGGAAGAUACUUUUAGCCUUUUCUCUAAUUUUACUUUUUUUGCUUUGUUAAUGCUUCAUUGUAAAGUAUUUGAUGUACAUUACAGAGAUGCAAGUGCAUUGUGUAUAUUACACUGAUGCCACUGUCCAGUCAUCAGUGGCUUAAAUAUUGUUUCUGUUUCUGUUUAAAAAAAAAAAAAAAGAAAGAAAUUGGAAAGAUGUAUGAAUUAACAACCUUUCCUUUCCUAAGAAAAGUAUGUUUUAACAGCUAUUUAGCAGUAUUGUUCGUUCUGAUAAUGUGAAUUUGUUUGUGGCAAUUAAACAGACGUUUUAAGCAGUUCCAGGCAGUUAACAGAACAUCAUUCCCUCUCCUUGUCAAUUAAGUGCUUUUUCACUGCCUAAACUUUUAGAUGUAGAUAUUUGAAAUCGAUUUUUUUUUCACUUAUACCAAGUUUUUCUUUAUGAUGAUACAGUGUUAAAAGAUAAUAAAUUCAAAUUUGUUUGUCAUCCAUAAUUGCAUAAAACCUGUUCCACUAGUAUCUCAGCUGUUUGUGCUUAUAUAAAAGAGGAGGAUUAAAAUGUGCCAAACUAUGUUAUCACUAGUGCCAGCCUGGAGAUAAUUAAGAAUUGUAGUUGAAGUUUACAUUCGAUGGCUAGUUAUUUGUUCUCUUGAUGACAGUUUGUAAAUGCUUUUUUUUCUAAAUGUGUUUUAAUGGAAUUCAGCUAUAUCUAGAGCGUACUGGACUAUAACCAGGAGGGCAAAAUCUUUGAGAGCUUAUUUUCCUCCAAAGAUGUAUAAUUCUGUCUCUCAAGUAAUGUUAGUUGGGUGUGUGUUCUCAGUGGGAACCAUGUUUUUUAAGCAAGAGACAUUCUUUUGUUUCAAUUUACAUUUAAAAAAAAAAGAAUCAGAAAUCAUCCUAGAGCAAAAUGUUAACAGAGAAUGAUAUAUAUAUAUAAUUAUGUGCAAAUGCCAGUGUCACUAAAAGCAACAAACCCUUGUAAAAUAGAAUUCACAUUCAUGUUAUGAUCCCAACAGACACUUAAAGAUGUUGACCUCCUGUUCUGAAUUAUUAUGUUGCUUCCAAGUAUAGAUAACAAAAAAACAAACAAAAAAAAAAAACAACUUCUGGAAUUUGGGUGAUGUUCAGAUGCCUGGGAAAUAAAUUACUCUGUAAAUCUUCAGAGUUGUUUAGCAUAUUCUCAUAUUGGCACACACAUGGGUUCACAACAAAGAAAGCUCACAGACUGUAAACUGACACAUGAUACCUGAUUUUCUGUACUGUGAAAUGCUGUGAGGGCAUAAAUGUCUGUUUCUACAAACUAGGUGGUGCAAAAUCUGGAGACUUAACCAACAUGAAACAAUGUGGAUGUUUUCCAACUGCUAAAUUAUACGUCCCCUCUUAUGACACACUGGUUGAUAUGUUCAUUUGAGGUCAUUUUUGAAGGUUGUAAUGAAUGUCCCAUAAACUUAAAAAAAUAGUGUUCCUAUUUAUGAAGGUCUUUUUAUCUUAGUAGACCCAUUUUGGACCUAUCAGGUCUAUAGGUAUUUCUUGUAAGAUGUUAUUAGAGUAAGAUAAAACAUAAUUUGGGAACAUAUUUAUAUAUAUAUAUAUAUAUAUAUAUAUAUAUAAUCAUUUAUUACCUCCUUGAUGAAAGUCUGUUUGACUCACAGUGACCUUAUGCAACCCUUCUAAAAGUUCACCACAGUCAAUUUGCAUUACUGCGCUCUUAACAUGUAUUUAUGGUGCUUUACCAUGGUUAACAAUGUUUUUUACAACACUUUUAUUGUGGUUUAGUUCUCUUUCCUAUGCAUUUACCAUUGUGCUGGACAAGCUAUAGCCAAAAGUUUUGCAUCACCUAGACUUUUAGGAUUGAGACAUAACUAAAAAAAAAAAACUGUAUGAACAUAAUCUAGAUCUGUUAUUUCACAUUGUGUAAUCAGAGAAACUACACAAUGAUAUCGGAAGCUAUAAUAGUAGUAAGGUAUUUCAUGUUAGAUUUUUAUUUUUCAAUUUUGUCAGUGUUUCGUUAAGUAUAUGGAAAACUACAAAGCGGUAUGUAAUUCAAUAUGUUAACUUAACAUUAUUCAGCAGGUUUCAUUCGACUUUAUGAAGCAAAAUUAGAUCAUUCUAUAGGGUGGUGCAAAACUUUUGGCCAUAGCUGGGUAUCGCAGUAAAAAAAAAUGUUUUUAAAGGGAAGCACAGUUACUUGGGGCAUGUAAAUAAACUAGAAUAUCAACCUUUCUUCUAAAGUCAUAUAAUAGUAUAAAAAUAGACACAAGUAGUUAUUUUUAGUGUAAAAUAAACCAUGAUUGUGGGACACUGCAGCUUUAACGUUGUACUAUUUAAAAAAAUAUAUAUACAUAUAUAUCUGGGUGCUCUGUGAUGAUAGUUUGCCCAAAAUUCAAAUAGAAUAACUUGAAAACAUUGGCCCUCAGCUCUAACGUCUAUGGGCUUAUACUUAAUUUCACUCUUUUCCUGGGGUAAAAGCGUUCAUAACUUCAUGGAAUAAACAGAUUGAAUGUGGA
This is a messenger RNA of Acipenser ruthenus (sterlet), 6920 nucleotides long. RefSeq names its product catenin (cadherin-associated protein), delta 2a (gene ctnnd2a). Lineage: Eukaryota; Metazoa; Chordata; Actinopteri; Acipenseriformes; Acipenseridae. Gene Ontology annotation, molecular function: cadherin binding. Gene Ontology annotation, cellular component: postsynaptic density; cytoplasm; plasma membrane. Bases 250 to 3975 code for a protein of 1241 amino acids. The transcript is spliced from 23 exons. The record is from RefSeq and is a predicted model, not a curated record. Gene Ontology annotation, biological process: cell-cell adhesion; dendritic spine morphogenesis; cell-cell junction assembly.